AUGUACGGCCUUAAACACCUGUCGCUUUUGAGCUUAAUGCUUCUCUCCGCAUCGGCUGCGCAGAGCGAUCCCCAAAAAACACUUGUUGGUAUUGAGACCGCAGAAAAGAGUCACGGUGUUCAUGUACUCUUGAAUGAAUGCGAGGAUCUUGAUGAAGAAGACGUUCUCACAAUUUCGCUGAAAAAGCCUUGCCGUCUCUUCACUGGUCCUCUAUGCACCGGUCACAACUCGUUCCUCGCCGCCGGCACACACACUUCGAAAGAACCGAUCCCUGUCAUCAAUUCGAUCUUCUGCCAGAACUCAUUCUCAUUUUAA
This is a messenger RNA of Penicillium nucicola, 315 nucleotides long. RefSeq lists its product as uncharacterized. NCBI's taxonomy places the organism in Eukaryota, Fungi, Ascomycota, Eurotiomycetes, Eurotiales, Aspergillaceae. The transcript is spliced from 4 exons. Bases 1 to 315 code for a protein of 104 amino acids. The record is from RefSeq and is a predicted model, not a curated record.